Messenger RNA from Ectocarpus siliculosus, 3174 nucleotides. Lineage: Eukaryota; Phaeophyceae; Ectocarpales; Ectocarpaceae. The record is from the annotation of a GenBank genome assembly.
AUGGUGUCCACUACCAACGGAGGGGUUGGCGGCGGCGGCGGGAUGGGGGGGGGGGACGCGGCGAAGCCCGUGACGGUUCAGACGCAGGCGCUGUGGCUGCUGGCAUGGCUGGUGAAUAACAUCGGCAUCACCAUGCUCAACAAGCAGGUCAUGUCGUUCGCGAGCUUCGACUACCCGCUUGUGAUGUCGGCGUUUCACAUGUUCUGCAAUUGGCUGGGCACCGUGGUGUACUUCGCUCGCUCCGGGGAGGAGCAGCAGACCAUCAAGCGGCAGCAGUGGCCCACGCUCAUCAUGUUCAGCGUCGUGUUUGCGCUCAACAUCUCCGUGGGCAACACGAGCUCAUCCAUGGUGCCGGUGACGUUCAACCAGGUGAUGCGAUCGCUGGUUCCGGUGAUUGUGAUGGUGAUCGGGACGCAGGUGUUCGGGAAGACCUUCUCCAGGGCAAGAAAACUCGCAGUGUUGCCCAUCGUGGCGGGCGUGAUCAUGGCCUGCUACCCUGACUCAGCGAGCGAUUCUAACCCGGAGGCGAGACCCUUCCGGGCGGUGGGGGUGAUAGUGACGGUGUUCUGCGUCAUGCUGUCGGGGCUUAAGAACGUGGUGUCCGGAGAGAUGCUAACGGGGGAUAUAAAGAUGCCACCGCUCCAGCUGCUCUCGCGAAUGGCGCCCCUAGCCCUGGUGCAGAUGGCUGUGGGCGCGCUCGCUCUCGGGGAGGUUAGCAGCCUAGUCGCCAACUGGCGAGAGAUCAGGGAGGGGUGGGCACUGUACGGGGUGGCGAUUACGGGGGUGGGCUCCUUCUCGCUGAACCUCUGCAGCCUGCAGGCGAACAAGGUCACCUCGCCGCUGACCCUUAGCAUCAUGGCCAACAUCAAGCAGGUGUUGAUCGUCGCCGCCAGCUCGGUCGUCUUCAAGGACACAGCUUCGACGCUGAACAAGUUCGGCUUCGUCGUCGUGAUCCUCGCGAGCACCCGCUACAGCAUGCUCAGCGUCUCGGAACGGAAUAAGAGUCGGGAGGUGAAGGCGCUGAUCGAGCCACCCGAGAUCGGCAUCGGCAAGAGCUUACCUCUCCUCCCCAAGUAGUAGAACGGACGUGAUACUUUGUUUUGGUCGUGAAGGCUCGAAACAACAAAUAACGAAUCGACCGCGGAGCGGCCGGCGGAGGGGCUGGGGUACCGCCGCCUUUGUUCAAAUCAUCGGAGGAAAGUCUGACUCUCUGCCGUGGAGGAUGAUCGGGAUUUCCGUCACUUUUUUAAGCGUUGCUGUCCGUUGGCUGCCUUAAGUCACUUGGAUGCACGAGCACGCAUGCACGCGUCCCUCUCGAGGCGGGGCAGCGCGCUCCUGGGGGGAGACGACGGCACUUGCCUGGGGGGUUCCGUGUUUGUUUCGUGGCCUUCGCGUGCGCCAUGGCCGCCUUCGGAGACGGAGGGGGCACCGCCCUGGGGGCCGGGGGGGGGGGGGAGGGGGGCGUAGCCCGAGGUACACGGGGGAGGGUAUGCAUAGUUGUUGAGAGCAGAGUUGGGCCGCAUUCUACUUGGGUCAGGCGUUGUGCAAACAAGCACCCAACCAGUUCGAUCCUGGCUCGGGUACUGCUGUCGGGUACUGUAAGCGUGUUUUUUUUUUUUUUGUGUUUUUCACGGACCGAUGGACUCUUUCUCUUCUUGUUCUUGUGUGCGUAUUGGUAUUCGUGUGUAUGUGUGUCAUGUCGUUUUUGUUUUUUUGUUAUUUUACCUGUGAAUUUUUUUUUUUCCAUCUGACGGAGGCGGCGGCAGCAGCAGCAGUACGAGCAGCGGUAUAGCAGCUUCGUCUGGAUGCACCCGUCGUUCCGCUUGUUGUUUGUGUGUGCGUGUUUUUUUUCUCUCUCGCUUCUCUUGUGUGUACCAUGAUCUGUCCGCCAACACGGAUCGGAUGCAAAACCUUUGGACGACAAAACCCGAGAGCAACUACAGACGUGGUCCUCGUUCAGGCCGGACGUGCAGGUGUAUCGACUGACCCCUUCGUGACAGCAGUAGAUAAGUCCCUCAUGUUUGGUCUUCUAUGUAGUGUUUUUCCCUCCGAACAUCGCGAGGCACAAGACGCGUAUGUAUGCCAACGGGAGGACGGGAUGUUUUGGGUUUCCAAUGAGGCUUUCGCCCGCACGCGCUCUCGUGUGCCCCCCGGUCAUCAGUUCUCACUGCUGCUUCUGGGCCAGGCCACGUUGAGAAGGCGGCAGCCAAGGCUGCGGCUGCUGCGUCUGUCUACGGAGAUCGUCCCAUGCCUUCGUAGGUGUUCCAUGAUGAAACAACUGUGCCCCACUUUGAGCGCCACGGCACGCGAAUCCCAUCUCAGGGGGGGGGCAACCACGGGGUCGGGCUGGUCGGCUGAUUGGAACGGAAUAACGGCGUGAUCGAAAGGGGAAGAAGGUUGUUCGUCUUUCAAAUAUCAAGCAAGCCCCAUCGUGGGUGGUGUUUACCAUGGGUUUCGUUGCUGGUGGUGGCGGCGGCGGGGUUGUUUUGUAGUGACUCGAGACGAUCGAUCGGUGGUGAUCUGAAGAGCUUGUGAUUUAAGCGCGGGCCUCGUUUCUUCUCCCGCUCAGCAGACCGGCGGUAGGCAAACGUAGGCCUUGCGCGAGCCAAGGGAUUGAGGAUUAUGGGGUUUGUCCGCCAAGGUCGAAAACUGAUGGGCUAGUCGUGCUUGGGAAAAAAAGGCGAAAGUGACUGCUGACUGUGGGUUGCUCGCCGAUGGGCGUACCGUCAAGGCAAAGAAAGGUAGGCAACGGAUGGUGUUGUGCCUUUUUUUGAAUCGUUUGGUGGUAAUCUGGGUCGUUUUUGGCGGCUUUCCGGUUUCCGGAGGGGGACGGAAUGGAAGAAGAGGAGGACAACGGACAAGCAUCUGAGAGUCUUCCUGUUUGGGGUUUAAAAAGGCGCGUUAUUUUCUGUCUGUUGUCGUUGGCGCCUACUUCCUACCGCAUUGAAUCACAGCGAGCUGUAGUUUAUAGCGGAAAGCAGGGCUCAAUUUGUUCUUUCAGAGAGAUUAAAAACAAUAGGUUUGUUCGCUCAAGUUGUACGGCUACCGGUACCAGCAUGCCUGGGUGUAUAUCGUCGCUGUCCGCGUAGUAAAUAGUUUUGUCUUUUUCUUGCAUUGAUGCUGUUUUUGUCUUUGUUUGGUUUUGUUCUUGGGGGAUUCUGACUUCUUUCAAGU